Molecule: messenger RNA, 1683 nt
Organism: Gossypium arboreum
Lineage: Eukaryota; Viridiplantae; Streptophyta; Magnoliopsida; Malvales; Malvaceae
Exons: 2
Coding region: 205-1500 (431 amino acids)
Source: RefSeq, a predicted model, not a curated record
GAUUAGGAAGGAAUUUCCCAAUUAGCAGCAGCAACUCGGAUUGGGUUCCAUUCCAUACGAAAGGUUCAAUCUCAUCCUUAAAUUAUUCAAAUUAAAUUUACCAAAAAAAAAAAAGAAACUCUCAGCAAAGGCGGUGUUCCUUCGAAACAUUAAAAUCCGGAAAGCCCUCAACGAAAAGUCCCCAAAGCCGACUUCAACCAUUCCAUGGACGAUAGCUUUAAACUUCGAGUAGAAAAAAUCUUCGGAUCUCUCCAAUCAUCGCAGUCUUCAUCCCAGCAGCAGCGGCCGCCUCUCUGGUCCCUCUCUGACGACGAGGUCGAGAGGAGAGAAUGGAGGAGAGAAUCCGCAGCCGAUCGAGAGGAUACGUUGUGUUCCUCGUCGUUUGACGAGUUCUUGAAGGAGGAAAGGAAGUAUAGGAGUGGGAGGCGCAAAGAAACGGAGGAUGAUCUUGAUAACGAUGAUGAUGAUGACGACGACGACAACGACGGAGGUACGAGUCAGUUACAUAGUAGAAAAAUCGACGAGUAUGGAGACGAGUGGGAAAUCAGAUCUUGUCUUGGAAUGGAUUCCACUCUCGACAAUGAGGAAGAGGAAGAUGAAUAUGACAAAGUGGCUUCUGGCAGAGAAAAUGCUGGUGAACGCCUUUACAUGAGUGAUAUUGCUGAUCAUGGGUCCUUUUUGAAUUCUCAUAAUAUCCUUCAAAGAGCAUUGAACCAUACCACUAGUAACAAGGACCACAGUGCAAAUCAUAUGGCAGCGAGAAUCAGGCUGAAAGAAGAUGAUGAAGAAGCUCAGAAGCUCAAUUAUUGUGAUGGGUCAAUUUCAGAAAUUAGGGAAUCAUCAGAUAUGAAGGCAUCUGAUAAUGGUUGUCAUUUGAGGUCUAUAUUAAAAAGGAAAGACAGUGGUACAGGUUUCAAGCCACGAAAGUGUGUGCGGUUUGACUCUGCUUGCAAAGAUGGUUGGGAAGAGCAAUUUGAAAAAUCUGAGGAUCAUCCAACAGGCAUUUUGCUAAUGAAUUCUGAAGAACCUGCUGAAAAUGAUAGAGCCGUUCCAGAUUAUUUACAGAAUCCUUCUAGGUAUACACGCUACAGUUUUGAUUCAUCAAGCAAAAUUGGUGAAGAAUCUAAUGCUCAAGCUUGGAAGGACGUCCUUAAGCUUGUUCCAAAUACUAAAUGUACAGAAUCAUUGUCAGAGCAGGAGGAUGCACCUUGUGAUCUUCCAAAGCCGGUGACUUUCAUCCCAAAGAGAAAACCAGGCAUCCUUCAACUAGUAUGCGAUGUAAGUGAGGUUCAGGAGAAGGAAAAUGAAUGUAAGAAGUCAUUGAACCCAACAAGACUCCCUGUGGGCAUUGCUGCUGGCGCAGCCAAAUCCGAUGAAGAUGAUGCAACAGAAGAUGAUAUACCAGAAGUAAGCGCCGCGAAUGGUACUCCAGUUAUACCAAAAGGUGGUCGCAGCUAUAGAGUAAAAUCACAGCCAGAGGGCUUGGACCAAGAGGGCUGAAGAGAACGUCUUUUGACUGUGCUACUAGAGUAUUUUAAGUUUAUACAGUUCCCCGAGUUCAUUUUUUUUAAUCAACAUAACGCUUAUGUUAUAGAGCUUUUUAGAAUGGAGAGUUAAUGUAUAAGCACGCCAGCCGAAUGUUAAAUGAACAUCUUCAUUCUUAAUAUUGUGUUAUUUCGCGUA